Selaginella moellendorffii is the source of this 1707-nucleotide messenger RNA. RefSeq names its product probable indole-3-acetic acid-amido synthetase GH3.9. The transcript is spliced from 2 exons. Lineage: Eukaryota; Viridiplantae; Streptophyta; Lycopodiopsida; Selaginellales; Selaginellaceae. The record is from RefSeq and is a predicted model, not a curated record. Gene Ontology annotation, molecular function: acid-amino acid ligase activity. Gene Ontology annotation, cellular component: cytoplasm. The coding region runs from base 1 to 1707 and encodes 568 amino acids.
AUGGAUCCCCCGCGACUGGGAAGCGCGCACCGCAUUCUCUCCGCCUUGGACACGGACGAGCAAGUUCUCCGUUUCGUGGAGGCCAUCACCAGCGACGUCGCGAGCAUCCAGUCGGAGCUCCUCCAGCAAAUCCUGGCGGACAAUGCCGACGUUGCCUACUUCCACAGGCACGGCCUCUUUGGAGUUCCCAGCGCCGAGGACUUCCACUCGCGGCUGCCGCUCAUCUCGUACCAGGACAUCGAGCUCGACGUCGCGAGGAUAGCCAGCGGCGACGAGGAUGGCCAUGCCAAGAUCCUGUGCGCUCGUCCAGUGCGAGAAGUUCUCAAGAGGCAAGGUCCCUUCAACACUGGCAAGUCCCUCCACUUCAUCUACGUGAGGAAUCCCGAAGUGACCCCCGGCGGUGUGAAGCUCUCCUCCGGCCUCAGUGGCUACUUCACCAGCCCGGCUUUUCGUAACCGAAAGAUUGAUCCGGCGACGAGCUACACCUCCCCCGACCAAGUUCUCCAGUGCGUUGACUACACCCAGGCUAAUUACUGCCAUCUUCUCUGCGGCCUCGUUCAAAGGCACCAAGUUGUAUCGAUCGGCUCGGUCUUCGCAUCAACGUUCGUAAGGAGCUUGAAAUCUCUGAAGUGCCAGUGGAAAGAUAUCUGCCAGGACAUCGCCGAGGGAGCGGUGAAUAGCAGGAUUGUCACAAGCGUUCCGGUCAGAAACGCUGUCAAUGCCAUCCUCCGGCCGGAUAUCGAGCUUGCUGAUGCCAUACGAAAGGAAUGCUGUGGCGGGAACUGGAGAGGGAUAGUGAGACGCCUGUGGCCCGAGGCUAGACUUGUCCAGACGAUAAUAACCGGCACCAUGCAGCAAUACGUUUCCAUAAUCGACAUGCUGACCGACGGUCUUCCGAUUGCUUCGUCCCUGUAUGCGUCUUCGGAGUGCAGCAGCCUGGGUGUCAACCUGGAUCCAGUAUGUCCAGCAUCUGAAGUUCUGUACACGUUGUUCCCGUGCUUUGCAUACUUUGAGUUCCUUCCCUUGGAAAACCGACUAUCGGCCCCUGACGAAGACCAAGGGCGGGAAGAACGGAGCUUCGUUUCCUGCGACAACCUGGUAAAACUAGCAGAUGUCAAAGUCGGAGACGAGUACGAGCUGGUACUUACCACCAAGGCCGGUUUAUAUCGGUACAGGGUCGGCGAUAUUCUCAAGGUCGUCAAGUUCCACAAUGAUGCUCCUCAAUUCGCUUUUGUCCGGAGGGCCGGUGUGCUUCUGAGCGUUGACAUGGACAAGACUGACGAGCUUGAGCUACAUAAGGCAGUGACGCAAGCCUGGAAUCGUCAUCAGGAGCACAGCGAAAUUCGGCUGGUGGACUACACCAGUCGAGUCGACUUGUCGUCCCAGCCCGGUCACUAUGUCAUCUACUGGGAGGCCUUCCCAGAUCCUCUGAUUCCCGAGCUUGACGUGUGCUGCUUCGAGCUUGAAGAAUCGCUUAGCGUGGUGUAUCGCCGAAACCGAAGAGAAGGAAGCGUAGGCCCAUUAGAGAUCAAGCUUGUCCGGCAGGGAACUUUUGACAGAAUAAUGGACCAUGUGGUACAGAAUGGCGGAGCGAGCUACGGACAGUAUAAGACGCCAAGAUGUGCCAAAGACCCCAAGGUUGUGAGCAUUCUGGAAAGCAGUGUCAUUGCAAAGGGACAAGCGAGGUGCAUGCAAACCAGUACCUAG